This is a messenger RNA of Pleurotus ostreatus (oyster mushroom), 1503 nucleotides long. RefSeq lists its product as uncharacterized. The coding region runs from base 1 to 1503 and encodes 500 amino acids. NCBI's taxonomy places the organism in Eukaryota, Fungi, Basidiomycota, Agaricomycetes, Agaricales, Pleurotaceae. The transcript has a single exon. The record is from RefSeq and is a predicted model, not a curated record.
AUGCCCUCUAACAUUUGGCGCUGCGAAGGACCCAAGAAUUCGUAUAAGUAUAGCAUCUUUCCGUCUGCACCCAUCAAUAACCUCGGCGUCACGGCUGUCACGCCCAUGUGCAAGAUCAACACCCUUCCUCGCGAACUCUUGACUGACAUCUUCGAAUAUGCCGUGUGUCCCAGGCUGAGUGAGUGGGACACAUUGUGGCAAUCCACUCCAGUUCUACACAGGACGCUCUCCCUCGCUCGGGUUUGCCUGGCAUGGCAUGCGAUCGUGAUUAGCACGCCUUCAUUGUGGACGAUCAUCAAUGGCCACCCAACCCCAUCCACUCUCCGUCGUGCAUGGAACUUAUCCUCCGAGUCGAACACUCCUCUUCGUAUCGGCUUGAAUCCCUUCUGGAGAUCACCGAGAGAAAGACAAGAGUACCACGAAGCCGUGAAAGAUUUCUGCCUACAAAUCCAUCGUACCGCAUUUCUCGACAUACAUAUUCACGCCCACGAUCUUGCUUUAUUCUUUGACCAUCUCUCCGAGCUUGGAGACGCGCCUGUUCUCGAAUAUUUCAGAGUCAAACCGUCUUACCCCACGACAUAUUUGAUCCCCGAAAGCAUAUUCGGCGGCAAGCCCCUACCUCCACUGCGGUAUAUCGAACUCGAAUUCUGCACGAUCUCGUGGAGAUCGCCGCUGCUACAAGGUCCUAAGCUAUCCACAUUGAAGCUGGGUUAUCAGCCGCGUCUAUCCUACACCCUGAUGCUCGACGUCUUCCAAAACAUGCAGGCCCUCGAAGUGCUGUCCCUGACACAUUGCUUACCCAACCCACCGCCCGAAGUAAUCCACGACGGCGCCGUUUAUUUACCAAGGCUAAAGCAUCUGGAGCUCCUAGAAGAUGAUAUAGAAUCCUACGAGAGUUUCUUACGAACGGCGAACUGCGCACCAACCACAAUGCGAAUAAUCACCAGUCCCCGAAGCCCGAACCGCCGGGUUCCCCAGUUUUUCAAUGUGCUCGGAAGGAGAGUGUCGGCCCGUAGGGCAAUCAAGAUACUGAAGAUAGACGAAGAUGGGGGACUGCAGCUCGAAGGGUGGACAUCCUCAUCUUCAGCUACCCCGCCCAACUUCACCAUCGCCAUUCCCUCAUCGUCAAGGCAUGGCCAAAUGCUCACCACCGCUCUCACCAAGCUCCCCUUCCACGCUCUUCGCACACUGUACUUCUACUCCCCCUUCGUGUCGUCAUUAGGCGUAGCCGCUUUAUCAAGGAGGCUCCCGAAAUUGACAAAAGUGGAGCUGUCCAGACGGUCUACUCUCCCUCUGUGCCAGGUAUUCUCGCAGCAUCUGAGCUGUAGCGUUAUACCGUUCUGGGGCGCGGCGCAGGUGGGAAUAUGGAGCCCGUCGAGGAUAAGAGAUUACGGUCGGCUUUCGGUGCAUAUUGAGCAAGUGGAGGAAGCAAGAAGGGCAGGCGGGCGGCCUAUCUUUUUCGUCGAGAGAGGCAAUGAUCCUCUGCGACAUCGCCGGCUGUAA